AUGCUCAAGUCCAAGUGGGCAUCCCAGCCCGAUGAGGCAGAGAAAGCAGCUCCUGCAGCACCAGAGGCCAGCGCCACAGCACCAGCGUCUGCAACUACCGACAGCGCGACGUCCUACGACCCCGCCUAUAACGACCCGUCAAUAGACCCAUUCGCGCAGACAGCAAGUACAGACGACCUUUUCUUCGACGACGAUAUCACGCCAAUCGCCGAGCCUGUCAUCGAGCAGAAUCCCGUCGAGCUGCAACCUUCGGCCGCCGAAUUUGUACCCGAGGAAGUACAUCCGCCGACAGCACCCCAAGCACAUCUGGCCCCGCAUGCGCCCCGAGAGCCACGUAACGCGGAGAGAGGUGGCCGUGGCCGUGGUAGGGGACGAGGCCGUGGAAGAGGUCGUGGGGGACACAACACCGACAUUCGUCUAGAGCAGAACGACAAGAAGGUAUCCGAGGCUCCCAAGGAAGCGACGCCCGCCCCAGCCGCCAACGCUACCGGAACCGAUGCUCCAGAAUCCUCAGCUCCUGCUUCCGCACCUACUGAGCCCAAGGAGAAACCCACACACGCCGUGCGCGGCGACAGAGGCCUGACUGGCGGCCCUGCACGUACGCGCUUGACAGAAGAGGAGCUGAAUACGAAGCUUGCCAACAUGCGCAUUAAGAAUGAAGCGCGCCAAAGCGCUCAUGCUCGCGCCGAGGCUGAUAAGGGCAUUUUCGAGGCUCGGGAAGCCGUCAUGCAAAAGCAGGAUGUGGAACGCAAGAAGGCCCUUGCUGAGAAACAGAGGGCAGAACAGAAGGCAUUGGCCGAGAAACAAAAGGCAGAACGCCAGAGUCGUCAGCAGAUGAUGGGAGAGCGUGAAAAGAACCGGCAGCGUAAGCUCAAUGCUCAGAUGGGCAGGGAGUGGGACUUUGAGAAAGAGGAUGGCUUCUCUGGUACUGGAGAGGAGAAACGACGAGGUGCUGCCCGAGGUGCACACGGUGGUAUCGCACCCUCUAGACCAACCGACAACGCAUCUAAUGGGGCCGAAGACUAUCAUGAGCCUGUUGCACAAUCAAGUCGUGGACGUGGUCGUGGUGGAGGUAGAGGCCGUGGUGGUAGGGGUGGCCGUGGCGACUACCGGGAGUCUGACUCGAGGCCGACAGGCGCACAGAAAAAGCGCGACGAUAUCCCGCCUUCAGCAUCAGACUUCCCAGAAUUACCUUCCACUAAGGCCAAAGUAACUACAGAGACGAAGGACAUGGACGAUCUGACCGGCUUGCCGUCACCCAUGGAGAAAGGACGUAGUUGGGCUGACGAGGUCGGCUCGUAG
Alternaria arborescens is the source of this 1302-nucleotide messenger RNA. RefSeq lists its product as hypothetical. The coding region runs from base 1 to 1302 and encodes 433 amino acids. The record is from RefSeq and is a predicted model, not a curated record. The transcript is spliced from 2 exons. Lineage: Eukaryota; Fungi; Ascomycota; Dothideomycetes; Pleosporales; Pleosporaceae.